Empidonax traillii (willow flycatcher) is the source of this 2169-nucleotide messenger RNA. RefSeq names its product solute carrier family 19 member 3 (gene SLC19A3). Gene Ontology annotation, cellular component: plasma membrane. The transcript has 7 exons. Gene Ontology annotation, molecular function: thiamine transmembrane transporter activity. Gene Ontology annotation, biological process: transmembrane transport; vitamin transport. Lineage: Eukaryota; Metazoa; Chordata; Aves; Passeriformes; Tyrannidae. The coding region runs from base 255 to 1553 and encodes 432 amino acids. The record is from RefSeq and is a predicted model, not a curated record.
UGGGCAAAGGCAGGCCAGGAUUCUCUGGCUGUUCCUUUAAGGGAACGUGGAUGCUGAAAGAAAGCCAACUGGAGGCGAUUUCGAAGGAGGUGUCAGAGCAAGCUGAAGUACCAGAAAAACAGGAAAAGCACAAAACCCAAACAGAAUCCAGUAGCUGCAAUACACACAGUCCGGCCAGAAGAAAGACUGGUAACACUAAAAGGAGACUUUUCCCCUGGAAGUAAGAAAGGAAGAGCUCCAGCAGGCAAGAGGCCAUGGGCUGCUGGAAGCAAGAGAAAAGGAACACCUGGAUUUUCCCCACCCUGAUCCUCUGCCUCUAUGGAUUCUUCUACAUGAUGAAACCAUCAGAACCUUUCCUAACACCCUAUCUAACAGGACCAGAUAAAAACCUGACCGUGGAUGAGGUUACCAACCAGAUUUUGCCUGUUUGGACGUACUCCUACCUGGCCCUCCUGUUCCCAGUCUUCCUGCUCACGGACUACCUGCGCUACAAGCCCGUCCUCCUCCUCCAGGGCAUCAGCCUCGUCCUCACGUGGCUGCUGCUCCUCUUCGCACACGGAGUGAUGGCCAUGCAGCUGGUGGAAUUCUUCUACGGGAUGGUGACGGCCACCGAGGUGGCCUAUUACGCCUACAUCUACAGCGUGGUCAGUGCCCAGCGCUACCAGAGGGUGACGAGCUACUGCAGGAGCAGCACUCUGGUGGCAGCCACUGUGGCCGCCGUGCUGGGACAGCUGCUGGUGUCCUUGGCAGACGUGUCCUACUUCUACCUCAACGCCAUCACCUUGGCCUCCGUCUCCCUGGCGUUCCUGUGCGCCUUUUUCCUCCCCAUGCCCCAGAAGAGCAUAGCCCCCCAACAGCAGCCUGGCAAUGCCAAGCCCCGCCAUCACCUGCUCCGAGUGCUGGUGCAGCUGAGCAGGGACCUGAGGGAUUGCUACAGCUCCAGGAAACUUCUCUACUGGUCCCUCUGGUGGGCUCUGGCUACGGCCGGCUUUAACCAAGUGGUGAAUUAUAUCCAAGUGCUGUGGGACCUGCGAGCCCCCUCGCACAGCUCUGCAGUGUACAACGGAGCUGUCGAAGCACUGGCCACUUUUCUGAGCUCGGUAACAUCCUUCCUAGUGCAAUACCUGAAAAUUAACUGGGACCUUUUUGGAGAGCUGGCUUUAGGGAUCUUCUCUGCAGUAGAUGCUGGUUCUCUGUUUCUCAUGCACUACUCUACCAACAUCUGGGCAUGUUAUGCUGGCUAUCUCAUUUUCAAGGCCUGCUACAUGCUCCUCCUGACAAUAGCAACGUUCCAGAUUGCCAUCAACCUGAGCAUGGAACGCUAUGCCCUGAUGUUUGGAUUCAACAACUUCAUUGCCCUGCUGAUUCAGACCGUUCUCACAAUAGUUGUUGUGGAUUCGAGAGGCCUGGGGCUGGACAUAGUGACUCAGUUUCUCAUUUAUGGCAGCUACUUCGCAGUCAUAGCUGGAAUUUUCCUCAUCAGAAGCACAUACACCAUUAUCUCCAUCAAAUGCAGAAACACCAGUGGGGCUGGUGAAAGCACUGGUCAUUAACAACAGAGACAAGAAGAAUGGUUGCAAGCAACGGCGCAGAAGUCUCCAUCAUCUGAACGACAAAUCAGGAGACACAUAUAAUGUUCCAUCAAGCAAACCUGGUGCAGGUUGAAGCAGGCUGCUAAGGAGCCUACAGCACAGAGAGCUUUGGCAGCAGCAAUGCAUUCUGCCCAUUUCCUUCAUCCUUAGUUUAACUCAACGUUACUGGUCAACACCCAAAAUUCAAUUCAUGCUCAGCAAACAAACAAGCACAGGCAGAUGCCUGAACUUCACACCAGAACUCACAGAACACAACCUCUGGAACUUCACUCCUGAGUAUUUCAAUUAAAGGCAAUUUAGCCACUGACACGAGACCUUCAGACACUCCUAGGGAAUAUAAAGCAGCAGGUGCCGCUGGCAGGAAGAUACCUGUUGGAAAGCUUGCCACAGAGAAAACACUUUUUCAACCAGAAGUUGUGGUGUAAGAUUUUCAAAACAAGUUAACAAAGCAAUAAAUUUUUUGUACCCAAAAGAUGCUACUCAAAUGUUGGAUUACUACCAUGUGAUUUAGUACAGCAAUACUGUCAUUUUCCCAGUGGUCAAAUGCAGGCAUUUCAGAUUCCACACAGACAAUGCA